AUGUUGACUCUGCGGGGCUUGGUAAAGGGGGCUCCUCUGAGACCAGAAGAAAAGUGGAAACCUUUGGACAACCCCAGGAACAGAGAUCUGUUUUUCAGAACACUCCAAGCUUAUUUUUCUGGGAGAGAUCUCAGGAACUUUCCAGGAACUUUCUCUUUGAACAAUGAUGGAUCAAAGCCUGUUACUUUCUACUCGGAUCCCAUUGCUUCUGCAUUUGCAGAUUAUGAAGAAAGGAAAAAUUCUUUCCCAAAGUAUCUCAGAGGCUGAAAGAAACUGCUUAACAAGGUGAUUACUUGGACUUCAGGUGAACUUGAAGAAUACUUGGCAAAAUAUGACUACCUUGGGCUUUUUAACUAUUAUCUGACUUUUUCAGCAUACCAGAUUUACAUACACAAGUCUCACAUCUGGCUGUAACUGCCACACUUUCUUAUUUUUAGCUAGUAGGGGACAUAGGACCAAAGUUUGUCUUACAGAAUUUUACUUGUUUAAAUGUAAAUAAAUGAAAAGUUCAGUCCAACUAGUGUUUGCAACUGAUCUCAAAUACCUUUUCAAGGAAUGUAAAUAAAUGUUAUCUUUAUUAUAACUAAGUUCUAGAAAACUUUUCCUGAAUGGAAUUCUAGUGAGAAUAUUUCCUCACAAUUCUUUAUAUUGUGUUUGGUGGAACUUUUAACAAAACUGAGCUUCAAUUGUUACAGAAACUUACAGAAACCUGCCUGUCUAUUCUGUGAUGGUACAGAACCU
Alligator sinensis (Chinese alligator) is the source of this 741-nucleotide messenger RNA. RefSeq names its product chromosome unknown C2orf66 homolog (gene CUNH2orf66). NCBI's taxonomy places the organism in Eukaryota, Metazoa, Chordata, Crocodylia, Alligatoridae. Bases 1 to 267 code for a protein of 88 amino acids. The transcript is spliced from 3 exons. The record is from RefSeq and is a predicted model, not a curated record.